Molecule: messenger RNA, 2995 nt
Organism: Empidonax traillii (willow flycatcher)
Lineage: Eukaryota; Metazoa; Chordata; Aves; Passeriformes; Tyrannidae
Gene: PSEN2
Product: presenilin 2
Exons: 11
Coding region: 119-1495 (458 amino acids)
Biological process (GO): amyloid-beta metabolic process; calcium ion transport; negative regulation of apoptotic process
Cellular component (GO): mitochondrial inner membrane; cell surface; dendritic shaft
Molecular function (GO): aspartic endopeptidase activity, intramembrane cleaving
Source: RefSeq, a predicted model, not a curated record
CGCCGGGGCCGGGGCGCGGCGGAGCCAAUGGGAGCGGCGGGGGGCGCGCGCCGGGCCGGGAGCAGCCUUGAGUAGGGCUUGGCUGUGCCCCUCCUGAGUGCUCAGUAGGAAAGCGGCGAUGAUCACAUUCAUGAACAAUUCGGACAGUGAGGAGGAGCCCUGCAAUGAGAGAACAUCCCUGAUGUCUGCAGAGAGCCCUCCAGUACCCUCCUACCAGGAUGGCCUGCAAGCUUCGGAAGCAGGGGAAGUGCAGGCACACAGGAAGAGGCGAGCAGGUAGCAGCCGUGGCCCAAACAAUAUUGCUGGUGGAGAAAUGUCUGGCUCGGGUAUUCCAGUGAGAGAAAGCGCCCCGGAAAACGAAGAGGAGGAACUGACUCUGAAAUAUGGAGCAAAGCAUGUAAUCAAGCUCUUUGUGCCUGUCACCCUUUGUAUGAUUGUUGUCGUCGCCACCAUAAAGUCAGUGCGCUUCUAUACGGAGAAAAACGGGCAGCUGAUCUACACCCCUUUCAGUGAGGACACCCCGUCUGUGGGCCAGCGCCUCUUGAACUCGGUGUUGAACACCAUCAUAAUGAUCAGUGUCAUCAUUGUAAUGACUGUGUUCCUAGUUCUACUCUAUAAAUACCGCUGCUACAAGUUCAUCCACGGCUGGCUGAUCCUGUCCUCUUUGAUGCUGCUCUUCCUCUUUACCUACAUAUAUCUUGGUGAAGUAUUGAAGACCUACAAUGUGGCCAUGGAUUACCCCACUCUGUUCUUAGUCAUCUGGAAUUUUGGAGCUGUUGGAAUGAUUUGCAUCCACUGGAAAGGUCCCUUGCAGCUCCAGCAAGCAUAUCUCAUUAUGAUCAGUGCUCUGAUGGCAUUGGUUUUCAUUAAAUAUCUACCAGAGUGGUCAGCAUGGGUGAUUCUAGGUGCAAUCUCCAUCUAUGAUCUGAUGGCUGUUCUCUGUCCCAAGGGGCCACUGAGAAUGCUGGUAGAAACUGCACAGGAGAGAAAUGAGCCAAUUUUCCCUGCCUUAAUAUAUUCCUCUGCUAUGAUGUGGACAGUAGGAAUGGCAAAGCCAGAUACAGAAGCAAGAGGAUCAAGUCAGCAGACGUGGGACGCAGCUGAGGAUGGGAGAGAACACCACAGGAACCCUUCACAUACAGACUCUCAGAUCCCAGAGAUGAGGAGUCCUAUUCCAACCCGCCCUGUCACUUCUUUAGAGGAGCUCGAGGAGGAGGAAAGAGGUGUGAAGCUGGGCCUUGGAGAUUUCAUAUUUUACAGUGUGCUUGUUGGGAAAGCAGCUGCCACAGCUAGUGGAGACUGGAAUACUACGCUUGCCUGCUUUGUAGCCAUUCUCAUAGGUUUAUGCUUAACACUUUUAUUACUGGCUGUUUUUAAGAAGGCACUGCCUGCUCUUCCCAUCUCCAUCACCUUUGGCUUGAUCUUUUACUUCUCGACAGACAACCUUGUGCGACCAUUCAUGGACACCCUGGCCUCCCACCAGCUGUAUAUUUAGAAGAAGUGGGAGUUAGAGGAUUCUUUUUCAAGCUUUGCUGUGAAGUAUGGUACACUGUUUGGAAUAGGUCAUAAAAUUUUUACACUUAGUGCCAUAUAUUUGUAAGGAAAACACUAAUUCUGUGACAUGCUGUGUACUAAAAAUCUAAUAGUUAUGUGUUAAACUGAGAUUUUUCACGGGAUUCUUGGUGAAAAGCCUGGCUCCUUGCUGGAAAGCCUGGCUCCUUGCUGAUGUCAGAGUGUUACUUUUAUGUUAUUUGAUGUGCACAGUGGCUGUUGAGAGCACAGAAACCUGUAUGUAGAAUGGGACACUGGAGAGGUGAGGGGUCUGAUCUGGUCUGAUCUUCCAGAAGCUAAGGUGUUUUUAGCCCUGGAAUUGCACACAAGUUUUACUGUGCUGUGGAAUUUCUGAGUCUUCAUACACUUGAGGUGUUGUGCAAACAUGAGGUGCAAGUAAUUAGAAAAGCAUAGCAGGCAACGUGCACAGAACAGAGCAGCAUGUGAGCACUAGAGCAGUGAGGCUGAACUUCGUGAGCUGGCUGCUGUGCACACAACAUCGGUUGAAAUUACCCCAAAUGCCUAUUCAUUCUGACCUUAGUUAGACAUAGUGAGCCAUGAUGGAUCUAGAAGAGGGUGUCAGUGGUGGGGUGCGUUCCUCACAGCAGCUGCUGGAGGUGGGGCCGCCCAUUCCAGCACAUCUGAUCCCCAGUGUGGGAAAACAGAUACUUUUCUGCUCUCUCCUCCCAACAUUUUAAUUUUUUUUUUUUUUUUUACAUAUUUUUCUGAGUCCAUACUGGAAUCCUCAAAUUACCCUAAGGUGGAAAUGACUGAACAACUCCAGUAAAUCAGACCUGUAACUCACUGUGUGUGUUUCUGAUCUCAUUUCUGUGCGUUGUUGUAGCUACUCCAGAGGAGGAAUUACCUUCCCUUUAUGAAGAGGUUCCCUCUUACACUGAUUGAGACUUGGUUUACCUAGGUUUUUGUACUGUUUAAAGAUUUUUUUUUUUUUACGUUACAAAUUUUUAAAUAGCUAUUUACUGUCAAAGGAACUCUUUUGGAAAUAUCCUGUCAUAGUUUGUAUCACAAUAUUGGGGUGGAAACUUUAAUCUACUGUUAUAUUACUUCCAGGAGUAGUUACACACUGUCAAGUGAGUUCAUUAAAAAAAUCAGUGCUUGGUGCCAGUAAAAAGUAUAUAGAUCUGACUGAACCUUUAUGUUUUCUCCACCUUUGAAAAUAACUUUAUUUCUACUCUGAGAGUUUUUCGGUAAUAGCCAAGUUCUGUGACUUUUCCUUUCCUUUUUACUUGAGUGUUUGUUAUGCAAACAAGCUUUUUUUUCUAUGACAGCUGAUCAAUGUCAGAAUAUGUAACACAAGAUUUUGUGAAUAAUGCAAUGUCAGUGAGAGAUGCAGAACUUCAUCUCUGAAAAAACUUUUUAGAUAAGGCUUUGAAUUACACAUUUUUAAUGUAGUACCUUUUUCUAAUAGACUCGUUCAAGCUAA